This is a messenger RNA of Brienomyrus brachyistius, 4172 nucleotides long. RefSeq names its product importin subunit alpha-4. Gene Ontology annotation, biological process: NLS-bearing protein import into nucleus. Bases 172 to 1737 code for a protein of 521 amino acids. Gene Ontology annotation, cellular component: nucleus; nucleoplasm; cytoplasm. NCBI's taxonomy places the organism in Eukaryota, Metazoa, Chordata, Actinopteri, Osteoglossiformes, Mormyridae. The transcript has 17 exons. Gene Ontology annotation, molecular function: protein binding; nuclear import signal receptor activity. The record is from RefSeq and is a predicted model, not a curated record.
CGUGACGGAGCUCCUCCUCCAAGGCCCCGCCCCUCAAGCUUCCGGGCGUAGCGGAGUCACGCCCCUACGUCGGGCCGCUUCCCCCUCCCCUCCGAUCUUCCUCAGUCUUCGGUGUCACUGGAGCUCGGAGCGCCGGACUGCAACUCGCACGACGCAGCGCGUUAAAGAGCCAUGGCAGAAAGCGCCGGCUUGGAAAACCAUCGCAUCAAGAGCUUCAAAAACAAGGGCCGCGAUGUCGAGACUAUGAGAAGACAUCGGAAUGAAGUCACAGUGGAGCUGAGAAAGAACAAAAGAGAUGAGCACCUGUUGAAGAAGAGAAAUGUACCACAAGAGGAAAGCCUGGAAGAUUCAGACGUCGACGCUGAUUUCAAAGGGCAAAAUGUGACACUAGAUGCCAUCUUACAGAACGCCACCAGUGACAAUGCAGUAGUACAGCUCAGCGCCGUCCAAGCAGCCAGGAAGCUACUUUCCAGUGAUCGGAAUCCCCCCAUCGAUGACUUAAUAAAGUCGGGAAUCCUUCCCAUCCUGGUGAAAUGCCUGGAGAGGGAUGACAAUCCUUCCUUGCAGUUUGAAGCAGCGUGGGCACUCACGAACAUCGCAUCUGGGACAUCGGCUCAGACUCAGGCUGUAGUCAAAUCCAAUGCUGUACCUCUGUUUCUGAGGCUUCUGCAUUCCCCCCACCAGAACGUGUGCGAGCAGGCUGUGUGGGCGCUCGGCAACAUCAUCGGAGAUGGCCCGCAGUGCCGAGACUACGUCAUCUCCCUGGGCGUGGUCAAGCCCCUCCUGUCCUUCAUCAACCCUUCCAUUCCCAUUACCUUCCUGCGCAACGUCACCUGGGUCAUUGUCAACCUGUGCAGGAACAAAGACCCCCCCCCACCCAUGGAGACUGUGCAGGAGAUCUUACCUGCCUUGUGCGUGCUGAUAUACCACACGGAUAUCAACAUCUUGGUGGACACAGUAUGGGCGCUCUCAUACCUUACCGACGGAGGUAACGAACAGAUUCAGAUGGUCAUCGACUCGGGCGUGGUCCCCUUCCUUGUGCCAUUGCUAAGCCACCAGGAGGUCAAAGUUCAGACAGCUGCACUUAGGGCAGUAGGCAACAUCGUAACGGGCACGGAUGAGCAGACGCAGGUGGUGCUCAACUGUGACGUGCUAUCCCACUUCCCCAACUUACUCACGCACCCUAAGGAGAAGAUAAAUAAGGAGGCAGUAUGGUUCCUGUCCAACAUAACAGCUGGGAACCAGCAACAAGUUCAGGCUGUGAUUGACGCCGGUCUCAUCCCCAUGAUCAUCCACCAGUUGGCCAAGGGUGAUUUUGGCACGCAAAAGGAGGCGGCUUGGGCAAUUAGCAACUUGACAAUAAGUGGAAGGAAAGAUCAGGUGGAGUACCUGGUGCAGCAGAAUGUGAUACCGCCUUUCUGUAACCUCCUCUCGGUUAAGGACUCUCAGGUCGUCCAGGUAGUUCUUGACGGGCUUAAGAACAUCCUGAUAAUGGCAGGGGAGGAGGCCAGCACGAUUGCGGAGAUUAUCGAAGAGUGUGGAGGUCUGGAGAAAAUAGAGAGCCUUCAGCAGCAUGAAAAUGAGGAUAUCUACAAGUUAGCGUUUGAAAUUAUCGACCAGUACUUUUCAGGGGAUGAUAUUGACGAGGAUCCCAGUUUGAUCCCUGAAGCCACCCAAGGCGGCACCUUCAACUUUGACCCCACCUCCAGCCUGCAGACCAAGGAGUUCAAGUUCUAGAGCAGAUGUGCGGGUCGCCCCGCUGCCCAGCACUUCAUCACCUUCAGAACAUCAUGACAGACCCACUAACCUGAAACAUACACCGUCGCCAUCCACUAAAGGAUCACAGACUUCGUCAAGCGUCCGCUGCCGACGCCCCUAAACGUUACAGAAUCUGGAAGAAAAACAAAAACAGGAAAAAAAAGGAACCUCAUCACCGUCACUCUGCAGUUGCCAAAUGUCUUUCUCACACACAGACUUCAAGGAAUUUGUGUGCAUGAAGGUACACACCCAUCAUGCGGUAAGGGAGCCCAGCCCUGACCUUAUUCCCCCUGACUGAGGUUUGCUUUGUCAUUUUAUUGCUUUUCCUGUUGGCUUUUGUUUCCUGGAGUCAGUCUCACUCAGUUGACCACCUAGAACACCACCCUGGUUGAAGAUGUUCCACCCCCAAGUCAUGUGUCAGUGUGACGCGACUCUGUCAGCCUCUCCGCAGGAAAGUCCUGGUCCAAUCCAACUGGCGUGGGGGUACACUAAUGGUCAACUUGGAGUUCUUUAGUUACCUAUCACUGCUGUUCUCGAUUUUGGUUUUGUCCUGAGUCGUCAUGGAGGAUGCCUUUUAUGUAUGGGGGGGGGUAGUACAGAGUCAAAAUUAAAGACUAUUACUCAGUGAUGAGAGUUGACACGAAAAGCUGAAUUUCACUUAAUCUGGAAAACAACACAAAGGAAGGAAAACUAAUUUUUGUAGCAUUGAUCUCUCUCUGGGCCUGGAAAGCAGGAGUCAAAAAGGUGAAAAGUUUGGAACGCCGUAGUCUGCUGGAGCUGCAGAAGAUGAAUGACAAUGGAAUUAUGUUUUGUUUUUUUUGUUUUUUUUGUCAUUUGUGGGUGGGGUUUAAAGACUGGAUUCAUGCUGCAGUACUGAUGUUGCAGCCCCUGGUCACUGGAGAGAGGAGAGCCGGUUCUCCUCCCUCUGUGUUCUCCGGCUCCCGGUGGAGUUCUGGUAUAAAAACUCUGAGCUGUAAUGUAAUACUCUUCCCUCUCCUCAAGGAACAGCUUCAAUCUGCAGACCUGUUACUGCUGCUCUGUUUUUGGAUAAUUUUGCCCACCCCCCCCCUUUUGUUUUCCGUUUAGCAUCGUGCAUUUUACGUUAAAAUCACUAAGAAUACAGUAGCGCUCGUAUAUAUUGUUCCCAUUUGACGCGUGGAGUGUCUGACACAGCACAUCAAAUCGUGUAGAUCCAGAGUUUUUUCUGUGUUAACGUAAAAAGCGGAGCCCUCAGAUUAGUUGUGAAGAAAUGAGUAAUUCUUGUGAUCCUUGACUAUACAGCGUAUGCCCUUUCUUUGCUCUUCUGAGUUUUCCUCAAAGACUACCCGCUAUCAACCUGCUCGUACAAGUGAAGCAUUUCUUUUUGAACUUUCGAGUAAUAUAGCGCCCGUCUAAGCGUGUGCCGCAGCCGAUAGCCGGUCACCGGAACGGCGCAGGAUGACAGCAUUGAGCCCACCGCAGACAUUGCCAGGGAGCUGCCUUCCCACCACACGCACGCCCACGCGGUGAGGGUCUCGCUGUCGUUACUGGACGUUUCCCCCUUCGCUUCCCCGUGCAUUUUAUUUUGUAAAAGAAGAUUGUAAACGGAAAUUUCACCUUUUUUUUUUUUUUUUUUUUUUUUGGACUAAUGUAGUUGCGUCAGGGCUGCUAACUACUGAAACGACGCGUGAAGCCAGGUCAAGCAGCCAGGCCUUUGUGGACUAACCAUUCAUUAUUGAUGAACAAACCGUUAGCAGGUGUACAGUCAAGAGCUAGACGAGUCUAGACACCUAAACAGAGCCACUUUAAAGAUUGCAAUUUAGUCUUGUAUCAAAAACUGAUACAAGCUUCUGUUCGUUGCAAGAUUUUUACUUGCUAAAAAAAAACUUGUUUUAAAUAGGAAUAAAGCAACAGCAUUUUGGCCUCUGAUUGUUUAUAUCUUUUUAUAAAUUUUAGAUUGAAUUUCUCUUUAAGGUGGCUCAUCGUUCCUUUCAACUCUUGUGCAUAUUAAAGAUAAGGAUGAGUUGAAAUUCAUUGUGCCUUUUGUUUUUCAUUUCUAAGCAACAAGGAAAAAAAAAACAUUUCUUAAGCACUGAAGCCUAACUUAUGGAGGUGUGUAAGAAAUGGAUUAUUUGGGGAGGUGUUUCGCUCUCACUGGACAGCACUACCAAUAGGGCUUCUCUCUGUUUUCUGUAAUGCAGAGCAGGAUUGUUCGACCGCAGCUCUGCUGGCUGACCAUUGUAUUCCACUGCCACUCUUCACUUCCUCCCCUGACCAUACCACUCCCAUAACGCCAAACAGCCAUAUCUAUCGCCAAUCAGAGGGGUUUAAACCAGCCUCUGUGGCAACAUGAAAUCUCGCUUCCAUCACUCCCUCAGGACAUGGUCUCUGUAUUAAUGAUGCUAACCAAAAUAAAACUUGCUGUUAGCCAUUGA